AUGGACGAAGAUGAUGGAGACGGGGCCGCCGCUGCCGCCGCCGGGGAGGACGUCCACGUGAUGUUCAGUUUGAUGAUGCGCGACGUGGGAGGCGGGGCGCGGUGUCUCACGUCCGGCAAGGUCGCCGCCGCCUUCGGCCGGAAGGGGGACGCGUGCGGCUACGAGCGCUUCGUCUCGCGCGAGUACUUCGUGGAGUUUUUGAAGAACGGCGAUCGCUUCGCGAUCCGAUGCGAAUGCGACUCGUUGCCGGAGAUGACCAUGAACUCACUGAAAGAAGGAGCCGUGCUCGCCGAGGAUCUCCUCAUCGCCGCCGGCCGGUACAACCUGAAGGAUCUCAAGUCACUGACGGAGAACAAGCUGUGCAGCCAUGUCUCCGUGAGCACGGUCCUGCUGAUGCUGGCAAUAGCGGAGCAAUACCAGUGCUGCAAGCUUAAGAAGAUGUGCCUAGGGUUCAUCGGUUCUAGAGCCAACGCGUGGGCGAUCAUGGCGACGAACGACAUUGAGAAUCUGGCAAGAAGCAGCCCCUCCGCCGUGAAGGAUGUGAUCAUUGAGAUUUUGAACACAAGGAUGGCGAGGAGCAAGCAGAUGCAGAUUCUUCUAGAGAAACACUACGGCAAGCUUAACACUGGCCUGUAUUGA
Molecule: messenger RNA, 639 nt
Organism: Panicum virgatum (switchgrass)
Lineage: Eukaryota; Viridiplantae; Streptophyta; Magnoliopsida; Poales; Poaceae
Product: BTB/POZ and MATH domain-containing protein 1-like
Exons: 2
Coding region: 1-639 (212 amino acids)
Biological process (GO): protein ubiquitination
Source: RefSeq, a predicted model, not a curated record